Molecule: messenger RNA, 2123 nt
Organism: Serpula lacrymans var. lacrymans S7.9
Lineage: Eukaryota; Fungi; Basidiomycota; Agaricomycetes; Boletales; Serpulaceae
Exons: 12
Coding region: 220-1941 (573 amino acids)
Biological process (GO): regulation of DNA-templated transcription; peptidyl-arginine N-methylation
Cellular component (GO): nucleus; cytosol
Source: RefSeq, a predicted model, not a curated record
GAUGAAGCUGAGGGCACGAUCGCGUUGAUAUCGGAUUGGCUCCAGCUGGAUGCCAGAGACGAUUGGGUCCGCCAUGACUCUGAAAUCGCCCUCCGCCAGGAACUCGCCUACGCAUCCUACCUCAACAUCCACACCGCCAUCCUGCCCCCUCCCCGCCAUCGCGCGCACGUCACCUCCUACGCUCGCGCCAUCAACGCGUGUCUGAAGAGCGUCCCGUACAUGCAGCUCUCCAUCCGGCUCCCGAUCUACGAUCCUUCCAAGGCACCGGAGGAUGAGUUGAAUGCGACGUGGGAGAUGUGGGAUAUUGUGCGCAGUGUGUGUGAUUACAAUCCGAGGCUGACGCUCACACUUGACUUGACUCCGCCGUUGCCGACGACUUUGGGGGUCCUUAGCAAAUGGACGGCGGAGCCUGUGCAGCACAUCUUCCUACCUGCAUCCACUUUCAUCGCGAACACAAAAGGCUACCCCGUUCUGCCAAAAGGAACUCAGUCGUUUGUGCGCCAGAGUAUGGCGCACCGGCCUAUCAUCAUCAUGUCCGACGUAAGGUCUGGCACUCAUAGCAAAGGAGGCGAAUCGGCGUAUUCUCAGUAUAUACGACAUUUGGAAAAGUCAAGCCCGGUUGUACAAGCCGCUCUCAAAGCUGGUACGGUGGAAAAUUUUGCUCAAGGGUACCAAGAUUACCUCCAGGCUCCGUUACAGCCACUGAUGGAUAAUCUACAAAGUAUCACAUAUCAGACGUUUGAACGCGACCCUGUGAAAUACAGAAACUACGAAGAGGCGAUAUAUAAUGCUCUGGUUGAAUGGCCAGCGUCUGAUCGAAUUGUGAUAUGUGUUGCCGGUGCAGGACGCGGGCCUCUCGUUGCGCGUAGCCUGCUCGCUAUCCAACGAUCGCGACGACCAGCCUUCGUCUACGCCGUAGAAAAGAACCCAAAUGCAUUCGUCACCCUCCAAAACCGUCAAGAAAUGGAGUGGGGGUCGGGGGUGCAGCUGAUUUAUGGCGAUAUGCGCAGUAUUGAGAUACCGGAACAGGCGGAUAUACUCGUGAGUGAGCUGUUGGGGUCGUUUGGGGAUAAUGAGUUGAGCCCUGAGUGUCUUGAUGGGGCGAUGCGCUUUUUGAAAGCGGACGGCAUAUCGAUUCCUUGUUCUUACACGGCACAUCUCGCGCCUCUCCAGUCGUCUAAACUGUUCAAUGAAACGAGGAUGAAUAAAGAUCCAUCGAAAUCUGCGGAAACUCCAUAUGUUGUGAUGUUUCAAAAUGUCGAUAUUCUGAGCGCCGACGGUGGUGGUCUCGGUGGUCGGUGUGGACCUCAGACACAGGAAUGUUGGGAGUUUGAGCAUCCUAGGAAAGAUGGUGUUGUGGAUGACCGAGGCUUGCCUAUUACGAAUAGCCAUAACACACGGUCUGCAAAGUUGACUUUCCACAUACCGCACGCCGGUGUACUUCAUGGCCUUGCAGGUUACUUUGAGGCUGUGUUGUAUAAGGGUGUCGGCCUUAGCAUACACCCGCAACACAAAGAUCGCGUCUCAAAAGACAUGUUAAGCUGGUUUCCGCUGUUCUUUCCCUUCAAGGAUCCUCUUUAUCUCCCAAGUAAUUCAGAAUUGCAGGUAUCAAUAUGGCGCUUGACGAACGAACGGCAAGUUUGGUAUGAAUGGUACGCGGAGUCUUUCCUCCCUGUGUUCAGUGCCCCUCUCCCAGGGGGGGAAGACCAUAAAACGCCAACGAGCUCCCACGAUCCUUUUUUUGCAUCUACGACGACGCAUGUCGCUGUGCCUAGUCCGUUGAUAGAUGCCGUCGAUUCGUCUUUCUCGCCUGUCUCAGGGGGGGAGGAAGGGAGGAAGGAGGACGAGGGUGUUCGUGAGAAGGCUUGUGCGGGGGCUGUGAAGAUUGGGCAGACUUUGUUGCAUAACCCUGGGGGACGGAGUAGUUGGAUUGGGUUGUAGGGUGGAGUACUGCAGCUCACGAAGCGACUUGGGUGGUAUGUAGAGUGACGUGAUGACGUCUCCUACUCCUGUUAUCGUGAGUUGCUGCAGGAUGUGAUGUUGCCCUCUACGGUCGCUUGCUCCUCAAGCUUCAAGUUGUAAAUAUAUUUUUGUUAUGGAUGGGAUUAUGACCUUGAUGUCCC